Messenger RNA from Seriola aureovittata, 11730 nucleotides. RefSeq names its product phospholipase C, epsilon 1 (gene plce1). The transcript has 46 exons. Lineage: Eukaryota; Metazoa; Chordata; Actinopteri; Carangiformes; Carangidae. The coding region runs from base 530 to 7732 and encodes 2400 amino acids. The record is from RefSeq and is a predicted model, not a curated record. Gene Ontology annotation, biological process: phosphatidylinositol-mediated signaling; lipid metabolic process; small GTPase-mediated signal transduction. Gene Ontology annotation, molecular function: phosphatidylinositol-4,5-bisphosphate phospholipase C activity; guanyl-nucleotide exchange factor activity.
UUUCACUCUCCCUCUCUGUCUCUCACUCAGUUGACACAAAGAUAGUGAGCAGGAAUCCUGAAUCACUUGGAAAACCUGGAGCAUUAGAUUCCCAAAACCUUUUAAGAGGCAUGUAUCCAGAUUAAUUGGCCUACAAGUGGAUAACUAUGCCACAGAUACAUGUUGGGACCAUGCAGAGCUAGUGCACAGAGGCACACACAUGGUCAUGUAAGCUGUGACCGUACUAUCAAGGAAAUUCCUCAGUCCUCCAAGGUCACCUCCGUGGGUUCUCUAUCGUGGUUUGUACAGCUGCACAAGCUUCUGUUUCCACAACACACACAGACAGAGCACACUGUGUAUGGACAUGCUGUCUUAGUCACCCAAGAGGUCACUGCAAGUUGUUAUUUGCCCCGGCACGGACCUAUGCUCAUGAUGGCACACUGAAAUAGAAAAAAGAAGCUUGGGACUGUUGUGUAGCAUGGAGUGGAUUCUUCUGAUCAUCUAACUGCAGCAAAACAAGGGACAAAACAGGAGGCUCCAGGGAGACACGAUGGCCACUGAAGAAAAUCAGACACAGGUUGGAGCUGUAGUCCUGGCUCAGCGUGCUUCUCCUCCAUCAACUGGGAGUAGACCCAGCAGAGAAGUUAGACAUGCAAAUGACAGCCAGGAAAUACGGCGAUACUCUGACCAAUUGCUGCAGUCAAAACAGAGGAGCAGCCCUUCCCUCCUCUUAUAUAGGAAGCUGUCGUGUGACAGUGGGAAAGGGACUAUUUUGGACGAGGAAUAUGGGUGUUUGGAUUACAGCUCAAAACUCUUGAGUACCGAAGAGAAACUUUGUCCAGAGGUGUCGGCUGGCAAGCGAAUUGAAAGAAUAGCGAACACAGUUACUCCAAUACCUGGGAAAAGUUCAGAGGGAUCUCCGUGCCAGCUGGACACCCCUAGAGAAGGUGUGGAUGCAGGCAGAAACAGAACUGGCAGCACCCGCUGCUCCUGCACCCUGUCUAGCCUUUACAUGAGUCCAAACACCUCCUCUUGCCACAGCCCCAGAUCCAGUCCAAGCCCUAACUCCAGCCCUGUUCACAGUCCCUGUCUCAGCUCCAGCCCCUCGAGGCGCAUCCAGCGACACAUCCGCCGCAGCAGCCUGCCUGUGUCUAUGUUGGCUUCCCACAAGCCUUCACCUCACCACUCAUCGCGGUGCAGCCCGUCCAGUGAACCAAGCUCUUUGGUGUCUUCUCCCUGUAGUUCCCCUCUUACCAACCACCAUCAACAUCACCAAAAUGGACACAUCCGCCAGCAGCAUCUCAAAGACGGCUACUCAAGUUUAGAGAGACUCAACCGGAGGCCCAGGGUUAACAAAUGCUCCCUCGAGAAACUGUUUUUACGACGGACAUCUCUUGAAACCAUGACGACAACAUUUGGGCACAGUGAGAGGUCACCCUCCGGAGUGAUCAGGAGCUGCAGCGGGGGCAGCAGCAGUGAGGAAAUUGAUGGAGAGGGUCCCUUGGAUAACACAGAGUUUGUUAGGAACCGUAAAGAGCGUUCCACUGUCCUGGUGAGGCGCUUCUUCAAGAAUAAUCAGAAGGUAACCAAGUCAGUGUGUACGGGAACCAGAGCAAUUGUCAGGACGCUGCCGUCUGGGCGCAUCUCAGAAGAGGUGUGGGAGGUGGUUAUUCACCACAGGAUAUGGCAACCCAGCAAGAAGGAUAUGUGGCCAAUCCUAAUCCAUGGUGUGGGAGAAGAAUUCAGAGUCUGCAGGGGGAUGCUACGCUCUGUUGGUGUUAAACUACAGCAGGUUACCAACUGCGUGCAGGACAGAGAAGAAGUCAACCUGAUUCAUCCCGCCAGAAAGCUACUGCUGUCUUGCCCUGGAUGUGUGCGUCUCAGGGAGUCUUGUUGUGCCAGACCUGAUCAGAGCUCCUUCCUUAAUCCCUGGUGUUGUGAUCCCUCUCCGCCACCUGGGUUUUAUCGUUCUUGUGGCCAGAGGACAUCGGUGUGUUCCCUCCUGACCGGAGCCCUGCUAGAGGCCACAACCGCUCUUGGUGCGCGCUCUGCCCUGCCCUACCCUUUGCCCCAGGGUCCCAACAGCCACGCUGUGCUGAAAGAACGUCAGCUGGCCAGCAGUAUGACCAGCAGCAGCUCUCUUCCUCCCAGUGUCAGUGGGAUCAGUAAGGAGCUGGCAGAGCUGCGUCACCUGGUGCAGUUCCCUGAGGAGAUUGCCUGUAUCCUCACCGAGCAAGAGCAGCAGCUCUACCAACGGGUCUUUCCCUUGGACUACCUCUGUUUCCUCACUCGAGACCUGGGCAGUCCUGAGUGCCAAACUAAACACCACCCAAACCUCAAGGCCUCAUUGUCUGCGCCCGCCAUGCCUACCCAGAGUGCUCAGCGAAGUAACGCUGUGGAGGACCUGGUGACACGGUUCAACGAGGUGAGUUCGUGGGUGACGUGGCUUGUCCUGACAGCAGGAUCCAUGGAGGAGAAGAGGGAGGUUUUCUCCUACCUGGUCCACGUGGCUAAAUGCUGUUGGAACAUGGGGAACUACAACGGUGUCAUGGAGUUCCUGGCAGGACUCAGGUCUCGUAAGGUGCUGAAGAUGUGGCAGUUUAUGGACCAGUCGGACAUCGACACCAUGAGAAGCUUGAAGGACGCCAUGGCUCAGCACGAGUCUUCUUCUGAGUACAAGAAGGUUGUGACCAGAGCUCUCAAUAUCCCAGGAUGCAAGGUUGUGCCAUUCUGUGGGGUAUUUCUGAAGGAGCUCAGUGACGCAUUGGACGGGACGGCAAGUAUCAUUAGCCUUAAACCACCUCCAGACAACACAGAGGACUCUAUAGAGUUUGUGUCCGACUACAGCGGCCAGCACAACUUCAUGUCGCGGUCCGGUCCAAAUGGCUUGCAUGUCCCAGAAAAAGAAGCCACUGUCAGCAACAUCCUCCAGAUUAUCAGAUCUUGUAAUCGUAGUUUGGAGGCAGAGGAUCCUGAUGAGGCGUCCACCAGUCCCUCUUCUACUGGACCAUCCCCCGCAUCAAGAAACAACUCGUUCAGGGACCGCUGCCGCAAUCAUUCCCAUUCAUUUAGGACACCGCCAGAAUCAAACCGUGUCUUAUUCAUGGUCGGGGACUUGUCGGAUUCAGAAGGUGACUUGUCGUCUGAGCCGGUGGUGAAGGAGGUAGAGUUUCAGGGCACUGAGGAGACACACAGAGCUUUCAGCCACGGCACUGAGCUCAUUCCCUGGUACGUGUUGUCACUACAACCUGAUGUUCACCAGUUCCUGCUGCAGGGGGCUACAGUCAUUCACUACGACCAGGACACCCACCUCACAGCUCGCUGUCUGCUACGACUACAACCUGACAACACAACACUUACCUGGGGUAAGCCUCAGAGCGGAGGAGCUUCGCCUCCAGAACAACCCCUGGGAUUAGGACAGACUGUAGUGGCAGGACUAGCAGAAGGCCUGUUGGACCUGGGAGUGGUGAAGGCAGUGUUUCUGGGUCACCAGGGAGUGGACGUCCACGCUGUGUGUUUGCAGAACAAGCUGAGCCAGAUGACGGUGGAGGAGAACGGUCUCAGCCUCCUCUACGGUCUCAGCACCACCGACAACAGGCUCCUGCACUUUGUGGCCCCUAAUCACACGGCACGAAUGCUUCACAAGGGCCUGUCAGAGUUGGUGAAUGCAACCAGGAAAUUAAAGAGGUUUCCCGACCAAAGGUUGCAGUGGCUGAGGAGGCAGUAUGUCAGUCUCUAUCAGGAGGAUGGCAGGUACGAAGGCCCAACACUGGCCCAGGCCAUUGAGCUGUUUGGUGGGCGCAGGUGGAACAUGAGCACAGGUGGAACGGAGAAAACUGGUGCCCAGAAAAACAGCCCUCUGAGCAUCAACGAUAAGGCCAAGAAGAAGAAGAAGGUCCUGGUCAGGGGCGACAGCGGGGACGCCACAGAUGACGAGAUGGUUUCUAGGAAAACACGGAGCUGUAAGGAGGGGCUGUAUCGGAACGGACCGGAGUCUGACAGCAUUGACCAAGAAGAUCCAGAGGACAGCUUCCCUGGACCAUUCUCCCUCUCAUCCAAUAAGAACCCUGGAUUGCUAGCCUCUUCUUCAUCCUCCUCUUCUUCAUCCAGCAUGGCAGGGUCCAACCAGUCCCGCCCACAAUCCUCUCCAAUCCUUUCAGGAACUGCCAAGUCACAGCCAGGGGCCUGGAGCAGCAGGUCGUGGCACGGUCGAGGUAAAGGCUGUUUCAAAGGCUUCCAGAACCUCAUGAUUUCUGACAGCACGAUGAGCUUCAUUGAGUUUGUUGAGCUCUUCAAGUCAUUCAGUAUCCGAAGCAGGAAGGACCUGAAGGAGCUGUUUGACACCUUUGCUGUCCCCUGCAGCCGAUCAAGUCCAGAGUCAGCUCCUCUCUACACCAACCUCAGAAUAGAUGACAAAGACACAGGGCUACAGCCAGACCUUGACUUACUAACCCGCAAUGGUUCUGAUCUUGGCCUGUUCAUCCGGACGAGGCAGCAGAUGUCCGACAACCAGAAGCAGAUCUCAGACGCCAUUGCGGCAGCCAGUAUCGUGACCAACGGGACAGGAGUGGAGAACGCGUCACUAGGUGUCUUAGGCUUGGCUAUUCCCCAGCUCAAUGACUUUUUAGUCAACUGUCAGAGGGAGCACCUGAGCUACGAUGAGAUCCUCAGCAUUAUACAGAAAUUUGAGCCCUCAUCAAGCAUGAGACAGAUGGGCUGGAUGUCAUUUGAAGGUUUUGCAAGAUACUUGAUGGACAAGGAGAACUUUGCUUCUCGUAAUGAGGAAUCCCAAAUGAACCCUGAGGAACUGCACUAUCCUCUGUCCUACUACUACAUUGAGUCUUCUCAUAACACCUAUCUGACUGGACACCAGCUCAAAGGAGAGUCCUCUGUUGAGCUUUACAGUCAGGUGCUACUACAAGGCUGUAGGAGUGUCGAGUUGGACUGUUGGGAUGGGGAUGAUGGCAUGCCAGUUAUUUACCAUGGACACACACUCACCACUAAGAUACCCUUCAAGGAUGUGGUGGAAGCAAUUAACCGGGCUGCGUUUGUCAAUUCUGACAUGCCCGUCAUCCUGUCCAUAGAGAACCACUGCUCCCUUCCACAGCAACGCAAGAUGGCGGAGAUCUUCAAGACGGUGUUUGGCGAGCGCCUUGUGACACGCUUCCUCUUUGAAAGUGACUUCAGUGAUGACCCUCACUUGCCGUCACCACUGCAGCUGCAGGGGAGGAUCCUCCUCAAGAAUAAGAAGCUGAAAGCCCACCAGGCACCGGUGGACAUACUCAAACAGAAGGCUCACCAGCUUGCCCACAUGCAGGCCCAGGCUAGCAACGGGUCACCGGGAGUUACUUCGCCUGGCAACCACACCAAUGAGGAAGAGGAAGAGGAAGAAGACGAGUACGACUAUGACUAUGAGUCUCUAUCAGAUGCUGAUGUCCUCACAGCCUCUACUGCCUCGUAUGGCCUUGAAGAUAACAUCCUGGAUGACAAGCCAGAGGGGAAGAGCUCAGCAGACAAAGAAGAGCAACCUGUUGAUGAAAUACCGAAAAGGAUGAAGAAGGCUGACAGCACCACGCAGAGCAAAGGAAAGGUGUUUGACAUGGAGCUGGGCGAGGAGUUUUACCUUCCUCAGAACAAGAAGGAGAGUCGACAGAUUGCUCAGGAGUUGUCCGACCUCGUCAUCUACUGCCAGGCUGUGAAAUUCCCUGGCCUGUCCACGCUGUCUCCGGCCGGCUCUGGCAGAGGGAAGGACAGGGGAAAGAGCAGGAAGUCCAUAUUUGGCACAGCUCCCGCUCGCUGCAGCACCACAGGGGAGGUCACGACCCAGAGCCGCACCCCUGGGAAAGGUGGUGCUGAGCGGCUGAGCUGGGAGGAGCAGCAGACAUCUCCCAUCCUCAACCACCCGACCUCUCUCAGCGCCAUCAUCCGCACGCCCAAGUGCUACCACAUCUCCUCCGUCAACGAGAACGCUGCCAAGCGCCUGUGCCGGCGCUACUCUCAGAAGCUGAUCCAACACACUGUGUGCCAGCUGCUCAGGACGUACCCGGCAGCCACCAGGAUCGACUCAACGAACCCCAACCCUCUGCUGUUCUGGCUGCACGGUAUUCAGCUGGUGGCGCUCAACUAUCAGACCGAUGAUCUGCCCAUGCAGUUGAACACAGCGCUGUUUGAGGCCAACGGUGGCUGUGGCUACGUCCUGAAGCCAGCAGUGCUGUGGGACCGUAGCUGUUCACUUUAUCAGCAGUUCUGUCCGAUGGAGAGAGAUGUGGAGAAAAUGAGCCCUGCUGUGUAUUCCCUCACUAUCGUCUCUGGUCAGAACGUUUGUCCCAGUAACAGCGCUGGCAGCCCCUGCAUUGAGGUGGACGUUCUGGGCAUGCCCAUUGACAGUUGCCACUUCCGUACCAAACCCAUUCACCGCAACACCCUCAACCCCAUGUGGAAUGAGCACUUUCAGUUCACCGUGCACUUUGAAGAGAUGUGCUUCCUGCGCUUUGCCGUGGUGGAGAACAACAGUUCCCAGACUACUGCUCAGAGGACUCUGCCUCUGAAAGCCCUCAAAUCAGGUUACAGACACGUCCAGUUGAGGACACAGCAUAAUGAGCCACUUGAAGUGUCCAGCUUAUUUAUCUACAGCCGCAGAACAGAGGAAGGUCCCACAGGGGGCGCUACUCCCUCAUCCUUGCUGUUCAGUUCAGAGGAGAAACGUGCUUCCCAGCAGCACCAGGUGACGGUGCAUGAAGCCCCUGGUCCUGAGCCCUUCACUGUGUUCGGUGUUACUGAGCAGACCACUGCCAAACAGCUGCUGGACACAGUAGUAGUGUCUGCAGGAAACCCGUCCGAUUACUUCCUUUGUGAGGAGAGGGUUCCUCUGUUGAAGGAGCGCAGUGAGGUCAAGCGUUGUGCUCAGCAUCGACCGCUAGCACCUGAAGAGGAGGUGGUCAGGCUGGUCUUCAGCUGGAAUGCUGAAGAGGGAUAUGUGGGGAGGAUUUGCCUCAAAACAAGAGAGGAGAACUUAAAUGAGAAGAACACGGUGCCAGAUGGAGAGGAGGAGGUGACUGUGGGAAGUAGAGAAGGUGCAGGAGGAGGAGGAGGAGGAGGAGCAGGGGGACCAGGAGGAGGAGGAGGAGGGGAGGAUGAAAUGUUCUUUGUCCAGGUCCAUGAAGUUUCACCAGAACAGCCUCACACUGUGAUCAAGGCCCCGCGCUACAGCACGGCUCAGGACAUCAUACAGCAGACUCUGUCAAAAGCCAAGUAUUCCUACAGUAUCCUUUCAAACCCCAAUCCAUGCGACUAUGUCUUGAUGGAGGAAGUGACCAAGGACGUGGGCUCGAAGAAGUCCUCCGCCGCCAAACCUUUGCAGCGGGUGCUGUUGGAUCACGAGUGUGUCUAUCAAGCACAGAAUCGCUGGCGGGGCGCGGGAAAGUUCAUUCUUAAGCUGAAAGAGCAGGUGGUGCGGGAGGACAAAAAGAAAGUAAUUUCCUUCGCCAGCGAGCUCAAGAAGCUGACUAGUCGCAGUCGCAGUAUGACGACUGGCAGCGGAGUGGACGGUCCUGCCCAGAGGUAUCUGUCUGCAGCUGCAGGUCUGAAGGCGUGGGUGGCAGAGGGCAGGGUGGGAGCAGGAAGGUUCCUACAGGCCACCUCCUCCCCCUCUUCUUUUAGGGGACACCUCCAACCUGUCCAUCUGCCCACCUCCUCUCUGACCCCCCUUGCCUGGAAGCUUCACCUCCUCAGGAACUGGAAGAUCCACAAAUGAAAUCCAGAGAGUGAGACUUUGCGCUGACUACUUCUAAACUUGGAGGAUUGCUCUUUGCAAGAGAGGCAAGGUGUUUGAGUGAGGGACCUGACACAUUGUUGAUACGCUCCUCUCCAAGUCUUGAAAGAGUCUGAUCCUGCCUUGUGUUAGUUGAGCAAGUGGAGGACGGGAUUCAACCCAAGCCCCAUUGACAGGUUAGGUGACAGGGGUUGAGCUGCUUUGCUUGGUUGAGUGAUGGACAGGACUUUCUGACUGGAAAUCCCACCCAGCAUCACUUUAGAGCAGUGACGGUCAUGUGGGCAGCUCCGGCUCGUCUUGGUUUAUUGGUUGCAGUGUGGCUCCAUAGAGAGGCCACAGUGCCAAGGGCAGCUGCUGUUAUUGAAAUCAUCUGGUACAUGAUCAGGGAUACAAAAAAGCAAAAAAGUAUUCCCUCUCUUACCAAUGAAUGGCAGGAAUUUUUCAAAAAAAGAGAGCACUUCCCUGUGUCACAUUAAAAGGAUGAAAAGGUAUGGGUUUGCUUUCAGAUGUGCCAGUUUUUUUUUUAAUCUCCAAAAGGUUAUAGCAAAUGAUAAAAAAGGGGGGCUAGAGAAUGGCCUCUGGAUUGAAUGAUUUUAGUGAACCAUAUUUCUUCAUUGAGGUGAUUCAGGGAAAAUUCAAAUAUGGCUCCAUAAGAGAUGAAACGGCCUGUGUGCUAGCACAGGGUAAGUUUAUAAACUACUUCUUUUCUUUUUUUUCCUGGCAUCACAAGAAGAAAGCACACAGCGGAUGGGGGGGUGGGGGGGGUGUCUGCUAAGAGAUGUAGAAGGAGAGAUGUAGGAGAGUACGAGGGCCGAGGGGGUUGAAACGGUUUUCUUCUCUCCUUCUCAGGUAUGGGCUCUUUUGGCUGAGGGCAUUGUGAAGGAGGCUGACAAGCUGGCUUGUACGAUUCUUUUCUUAAUGUUCCAGUUUCACAGUACUGUAAGGGCACAUUUUAGGGCAGUGCAGAUUGUUGCCUCUUUCUGUGAGCAAUGUCAAAGCGAUAUGACAUAUAUUCUAACAGAUAUUCUGUGACGGAAGAAGCAAACGCUUUCUUGGACACUGUCGCUGCCCUAAAGGUGACAAAACAGCAGCAUUUUAAGGCAGUGUAGACAUUGCAAUAUUAAUCUCUGUUGGUAAAGUGAUCCUUCUAUGUUGCAACACUGCCUUCAACUUUUGGUGAUUUUGUAGCUGUAUCUCUGACAAUGAUCUUCGGCUGGUUCCAUAAGGGAUUUUAGUGCUAUCAUCAUUAUCCACUAAUCAUUAUUUCAACAUCUUACCAACUGAAUUCAUUAAUUGUUAGAAAAUAAACAUGAUAUAUUAAUAGUCAUUUUGAUUGAGGAAUACUACCUGUAACUAAGUCUGUGCAACAUUUUGAUAGUAAUACUGACAUGAUAUCCCACAGUUACUUUUUUCAAUAGAAAAACCCUUUUAAUGUACUUAAGAAAAGAAGCAAAAGUUCUCAAAUUCAAACCCAUGUAAGCAGCUAAACAAGAACUGAACCUAAAUAUGAUACAGUCUAAAAUUGGCAAAGUUCGGAUUUAAAUUUAAAUAAAUAAUCUGAUCAAAGAAUAUGUAAUUAAAAUGAAAAAUCUUAUCAGACACUCGAUUGUAGCUUUCAUUAUUUAACUGUUGGUACCAAAAAACAUAUUGAGGUUCAAUACCCAGGCCUGAAAAUGGAAAAAUUAUGAUUUCAGACUUCUUUUCCUCUAGAGGGACACAGCCUAGUCUUCUGCAAACAGCAUUUUGCACAUUUUGUUUUCCUUGUUUCAUUGUUUUCCUUCAGUGUUUUUGUGUAACUGUCUGAUUAAUGACAGAAAGGUGAUUGUUACGAGAUGGUCAAAUGAUCCAUUCUUUUUUUCUUUUUUUUUUUAUGAUCCUAAUAUUUAUUAUUUUCAAUUUUGGGCCAGUUGUGAAUUUAGUUGUGAGGAAAGCACAAGAUAAAUAUUCGGAUAGUUUUUAUAAAUCUUUGUCAAAGUUUGUAGUCCGAGUCCAAACUUGAAAUUCCCAACACAAAAUUAUUUUUAAUAGAAGGAUUUGCAUUGAAUUGAACUCCAUUGGCCUAGAUUUACUGUCCUUGAUUUUGAUUGCCUUAUCUUUGUAGAUUACUAGUAUUGAUUGAUUGUCAUUGAUAAUGAUUGUAGAGUUUAUUUCUACUCACUGUUCAUUUCAAUUUUCUUUCACAAUGUUGUAAAACCUGAAUAUUUGGGGCCACCUUUCCCCUUUUUUUCUUUUUGAUGUGUAACAUUUCCAUAUUUUAAAAAAUUUUGAUUCAAGGUUUUUUUUUCUGGCGUUUCAGUUCAGAUCUUCCCCUGGGUGUAGUUACAGCGAUGACCACACUAAUAUUUUAAAAUCUACAGUAAAAUGUUUUAGGUCAACUGGUCUGACUCAAGUUCAAAUUUACUGCACUGUAACUACACUUCCUGAUAUUAGAGACAAAAUGAUCAUUAAAUUCUCAAAUUUAUUCUGAAGAAAAGUGUUUUAUGAGUUGUUUAACUAAAAACUCUCUGAGCCCACUCCUGCUAAAGCAAUGGAGGGUUACAAAUAUAUUAUGCUUUUAUCAAGAAGUCAAUUUGCCUGUUUUUAACCCACAUUCCAACCCUGACUGACUAAAAUGAUGCAUUCACUGAAGCUUCCUCCAACCUGCAGACAGUACAUAUUCCUGUUAAAAUGCAGGAGAUAGUAAAAAGUAUAAUUUCAUUCAAAAUGUUGGACUUUAAUUUUAUAGGCAUUUUUGGCAAAUGUGGCCACACUCCAAAAAAGAAUUUGACUUUCUGUCCUUUUUAUUUUCAUUUGUAAGUAAACCUUUGUUCUAUGCCAAGUAAUGAUGUUUGAAUUUUAGUGCAAUAGUGAAGUUCUGGCACUUCAACUCUUUAGGUUUUAUUGUCUACAAAUUACUGACAUGUUUUACUCCUUAUUUUUUAACUCUAAUUCCUUAUUCCUGACCUUGAUUCUUAAAAUUUGUCAAAAUUUAAAUAAUUCACGCACAAAGAUGAUCUUUUGUUUGUCAUAAGGCAGCAGGAUGAUCCCUAAAGCUAACUGUAGCUAUGGUAAAUUGGUGAUCCCAGAAACCACAACUCUCUGUUAUUGACCAUUCAGCCGAUAGGUACAGUCGUCACUGUUAAUCCUUUCAGGCUUUUAUUAUAAAUGAAACAUGUAGAAAUGUCAUUACACACAGAAAAAAAUAUCGUAUUUUAGAACCUGGUUAUUACCUACAGCUACCAUGCUGGAUAACAGUGAUAUAACUAUGUGAAAUCCACACUGACUUUGAACAGGAAGGGACAUUUUCUGUUGAAUUGUACUUUUAUGAUCCAUCUGCUUCAUCAUGUCAUCACAUAUUGUUUUCUUUCUUUCUAAUUUGUAGACCUCAUUUCUGAAUGUAACAUUUCUUAACCUGAGACAAAUGUGUGUUUCGAUGUUAUUUAUUUUAAUGUGAAGCCCUGGUUGGCAUUAAUCUCGCGUUGUUUAUGUAUAAUUUCCUGUAAGUAGUUUUAAGUGUUUUUUUUUUUUAUUUAUUGCAAUAUGAGAGAAGAUAAACUCUGAACUGCCCUAACUUUACUCAAACGUAUUUAGAUAUGUAAGAAAAUAUUUUACUUUAUGUGUAAAAUAUUCAGUAUAGUAUUCAUAUUUCUGGCAUGUUAUUCUGCAGUACACAGCAGCAUCUUUUAAUGCCUUUUAUCUUGUGAAUUUUUCAUAAAUGUGGACAAAAGCUGACAAUUUCAAAGUUUGUUAAAUAAUUUUUUGAUGAUUUUGGUGUAUUCAUUAUAUCCACUGAAUAUGACACAUUUGCUGACUGUGGGCUAUGUUUUAUUUUUAGCACUCUGUUGUUUCCAUGAGAUGUGCAGUAUACCCUUUAACAUCCACUAUCCAUGUAAUGAUGUGGCUGUCUGGUGAACAUUUGUCUAUUUACUUGAAUUUUUAAAUGGAUGAUAAUUGGUGGAUUUGUUAUAUACCAGGAUCAUAAUAAAACUACAAAUACUUAA